Trematomus bernacchii (emerald rockcod) is the source of this 5690-nucleotide messenger RNA. RefSeq names its product bone morphogenetic protein receptor type-2-like. Gene Ontology annotation, molecular function: transforming growth factor beta receptor activity; ATP binding. Gene Ontology annotation, biological process: cellular response to growth factor stimulus; BMP signaling pathway; protein phosphorylation. NCBI's taxonomy places the organism in Eukaryota, Metazoa, Chordata, Actinopteri, Perciformes, Nototheniidae. The coding region runs from base 945 to 4145 and encodes 1066 amino acids. Gene Ontology annotation, cellular component: signaling receptor complex; plasma membrane. The record is from RefSeq and is a predicted model, not a curated record. The transcript is spliced from 13 exons.
GCUGCACCACCCCUCCUGACUGUAGGACUGUCCUCCACCCCCAACACCACCCCCAAAAGCAACCUGAUACCGGAGACGAGCGGUCCAGACAAGCCUGCAAACGAGGCGUUCCCCGCCGCCCUGCCUGUCUGUCUGCCCAGCGGAGCUCCAGACCGUCAAUGCCAAACGCUACUGACUGCCUAGGGGAAGAUCCGAGCCAGAGAUAUCCAACCCCUAACCCCGUCGUCUGCCACAUCGGGAGUACGGAUCUCCGUCUAUCGCAACCCAGAAGAAGAUCACUGUUGGCGCCGUUGACUUGUGACUGAUCCCCCCUCCCCUACAACGAACGGGACCCGGAGAACUAACUGGCUAGCUGUUAGGCUAACAUCGGUUAGCGUCGAUAGCAGUCAGCUUGCAACCGAACCGAGCUAAUUGGCUAACGUUUAAAUGCCAAAUGUUCACCUCUCGUGCGAAAGGGUGGACUAUUUUUUUAAAAACGUACAACUGAGAAUGGCCUGUACGUACUAAUUUUAGUUGUGCAUCGGUUCUUUUUGCGAUAUUUAUCUUCUUUGCCUAAGUUUUCUAGUACCAGACAGUAGCCCUAGGCAGCUAGCAUGUCAGCUAGCAGAUAUGGACGUUGUUGGCUGGCUCGUUGCAGAUGGCAGAUCAGCCAAACAAGUUAGCUUCUCGGUGUAUCUGUCCGGGCUGUGCGGGAGUCGAUAGCAGGACCAACUUUUAUUGACAUUAAAUGUUAGUUAUAAAAUCACGACAAUCGACUCCAACACGACUUUGCCUCUUUUUUGGAUCAUUUUUCUAUGUGUUGUUCCAUGCCUGAGAGAUCAGUUCAAGUUAUUGAGCUGACGUGAGGAGAAGAGUGUGAAAACAAAGUGGUAUCUGCAAAAAUAAGAGGAGCAGAAGAAGUAUAACGAGACUUGAAGGAGCAGCAACUACGAGACUACACUGUCAUGGCUGUGAGCCGAAUCACGAUGAAAUCACUCGCUAAAUAUGGGUUUUGCCUGACGAUUCUCCUGACUUCUGUGGCUGCGGCGCAGGAAGAGGAGAGGGAGUGUGCCUUCACUGACCAGCAGCAGCAGUGGGAGACGGACCGAGUGGCCGGGAGCGAAGGCCGCGUCUCCCCAGAGAACACCACCAUCCGAUGUGCCAAGGGCAGCCAUUGCUUUGGUCUGUGGAAGAAAAGUCCUCCAGGCGAAGUGCGACUGGUCAAACAAGGUUGCUGGUCUUACCUGGAUGACCCCCUAGGUUGCCGUGACGACCGCUGCGUGGUGACCAACCUCCCUCCGCAGAUGCAGAAUGGGACGUACCUCUUCUGCUGCUGUGGCAGCGACAUGUGCAACGUCAACUUCACGGAGGACUUCCCUCCGCCCAGCCCCACCACGCCACAGCCCAUAUACCCUCACUCUCUGAGCUGGGAAGAGACCAUAAUUAUCGCCCUGGCAACCGUCUCCGUGCUGGCCGUGGUUGCUGUAGCAGCCUUCUUUGGUUACCGCAUGAUAAACGGAGAUGGUAAACAAGGCCUUCACAACCUGAAUAUGAUGGAGGCCGCUGGCUCCGAGAGCUCUCUGGACCUUGACAAUCUCAAACUGCUGGAGCUGAUAGGGCGUGGCAGAUAUGGCGCAGUGUACUGUGGCUCUCUGGAUGAGCGGCCCGUGGCUGUGAAGGUGUUCACUGCAGCCAACCGGCAAAACUUCCUGAAUGAAUGCUCCAUCUACCGGCUGCCGCUGCUGGAGCACGACAACAUAGCCCACUUCGUUGCUGCCGACGAGCGGACAGGCCCUGAGGGACGCACAGAGUUCCUGCUGGUCAUCGACUAUUGCCCACAUGGAUCUCUGAGUCGCUACCUGGGCCUCCAGAUCAACGAUUGGGUCGGCAGCUGUCGGCUCGCUCAUUCCGUCACCCGUGGCCUGGCGUACCUACACACUGAGCUCUUCAAAGGAGACGUGUACAAGCCAGCCGUGUCCCACAGGGACCUGAACAGUCGCAAUGUUCUUGUCAAGGCUGACGGCACUUGUGUCAUCAUCGAUUUCGGCCUGUCCAUGAAGCUGACAGGAAACAGGACCGCACGCGCAGGAGAAGAGGAAAACGCUGCCAUAAGUGAGGUGGGGACGAUCCGCUACAUGGCUCCAGAGGUCUUGGAGGGGGCGGUGAACCUGAGGGACUGUGAGUCAGCGCUGAAGCAGGUGGAUAUGUACGCCCUGGGCCUGAUCUACUGGGAGACCUUCAUGAGAUGUACCGACCUGUUCCCUGGGGAGUCAGUGCCAGAUUACCAGAUGGCGUUUCAGGCGGAGGCAGGGAACCACCCGACGUUUGAGGACAUGCAGGUCCUGGUGUCCAGGGAGAAGCAACGGCCCAACUUCCCAGAGGCCUGGAAAGAGAACAGUUUGGCGGUCCGCUCUCUGAAGGAGACGAUGGAGGACUGUUGGGACCAGGACGCAGAGGCCCGCCUCACAGCACAGUGUGCAGAGGAGCGACUGGCAGAGCUGCUCAUCAUAUGGGACCGCUCCAAGUCUGUCAGCCCUACACUGAACCCCAUGUCCACAACCCUGCACAAUGAGAGAAAUCGCAUGACGCCAAAAUCCGGCCCAUACACAGACCACCCCUCUACUUACAUUGAGGAGCAUGAGGGCGUUGCCAAGAACACGCAGGGGGACACCACUGGCUCUGUGAGUGGUCGGGCUGGGGCCGGUACUGGGACCGGAGAAAGAAACAGGAACUCCAUCAACCAGGAGCGCCAGCAGCAAGCCAACGCCCGCCUGCCCAGUCCAGAGGGCAGUAGCACCAGCAUGGGGCUGAGAGGCAGCCCAUCAGCCUCCACCACCACCACCACUAUCAUCUCUGACUCUGAGGGACCUGCAGGGACCUCAGUCCCCGUCUGCCUCCACCUGACCCAGGAGGACCUGGAAACCACCAAGCUAGACCCGAAAGAAGUAGACAAGAAUCUGAAGGAGAGUUCGGAUGAGAACCUGAUGGAACACUCACAGAAACAGUUCUGCUCUCCAGAUCCGCUGAGUCCCGGCAGCUCCAGUCUCCUCUACCCGCUAAUCAAGAUGGCAAGUGAGGCAGCAGGCACAUCAGACCCCGCCGCCCCCAUGCCCUCCACCAUCUUCCCCCUGCCCAAGCAGCAGAACUUGCCGAAAAGGCCGUCCAGUCUGCCCCUGCGCAACAAGCCCCCCAAGAAGGAGUCAUCCUCGUCCUCACUCAGAUUCAAGUUUGGCCGCUCUGGGAAGUCCAACCUGCGGCAGGUGGAGGGAACAAAGAUGAACAUUGGUGCAGUAACAGGCACAAACACAGCUGCAGAAGUUAACCGGGUCCCAGGCACAAACAACACACCCGCUCUACGAGACACGCACCUCAACGGGAGCGCGAAUGGCGCUGCUAACGGUCAUGCCGGUGUAGGGAUCUCCUCCAUGGCUACAGGUGGAGCGACAGGUUUUGGAGGAUCUGGCAUCACUCAAAACGGCUCCGGAGCCCUGAGGUCCGACGACAGCCGCCUCAGCCUUGGUGUCAUCACGGCCAGCCCCGACGAGAACGAGCCGCUCCUGAGCCGCGAGCGAGAGCAGCCGGACCCGAGAGUGAUGUCGUCGAGCGUAGCAGCUCUCCGCUCAGCCCGACCCAACACAAACAACAACAACAGCAACACUGGCCUGGGAAAGGGGAAUGAGAGCGGAGGGGAGAGUGAUGGAGGAGAAGAGGAGGGAAGUGGGGAGGGAGGAAGCAGGGAAACCACAGGGCCCUCAGGAGAGAACUCAGGGUCGGGAUCCGGCGUCGCUGUCCCCCAGGGGGAGCCUUCGGUCAUCAUGAGGGGGGAGGCCCUGCUCAGGCAGCCCAGAGCCCGCAGGCCUGAGAGACCCAACUCCCUGGACCUGUCCUUCACCACACAGGACCUGGCCUCACUAGGGGACGGCCUGCAGCUAGAUGGAGCCUUUGAGACAGGAGAAAAGAUCAAGAAGCGCGUAAAAACACCUUACUCCCUGAAGAAGUGGCGCCCCACCACAUGGGUCAUCUCCACAGACACCAGGGGGCCGGAGGUCAACAACAACGGGUCCUCCCGCGGUCAAGGUCACAGUCAGAACCGGCCCAAGUCCAGUUCGGCCAUCUACCUGCGCGGAGGGAGCUUGGCCAGCGAGCCAAGCGACACCCACGUGUGAACACAGGCUCUGUGACAAGACUGAAAAAAACAACCCAGAAAGCGUUUGGUUUCUGUCUGUUGAGCUCUCAAUCAGCAAGAGGAAGCUAUGGAGUGUCUUGUGAACAAACAUUUGAGUCUGAUGGUGUACAGUAAUUAGGUCUGUCUCACUCCUGUGUGUCUUUCUGAUGAUGGCAUUGCUUUAAAUGGAAUCCAGCUAUGCAGCAUUCUCAUCUGCUUCUGUUUCCGCGUUUUUAAUAGUCUCCCUUCUUCGGUUUUGUUUCAUGUUUCGUCCUAAUGAGCAUAGCAAUGUUUUGAAUGGAUAUCUUUCUUUCUAUGUGCACUUUGAACCAACUAAAAUCAGUGUUUAGAAGUCCUGUCUGUUGCGACCACCACAAGAAGUGGUCUCUAAACUUAAAAAGGCGAUGAAAAACAAUCAACGCUUUGAGCGUUCUUUCUCAACCUAGCUGGAUCAAGCAAGGUUUGAGAGCAGGCUCUGUAAAAUAAUUGACGGUCUUAAAAGACAGAACAAACUACUAUUUCAAACAAAUGUAUUUCCUUGAUUUGUAUGCAAUACCAAUUUUUGUCUUUUUCGACGAUGUAUCCAUUUUUUGUAUCAUAAUUUUUAAUUGUGCAAUAGGAUUUAGCUUUUAGAUGCUUUCAAUGUUUUACCGCUUUCUUCAUUUUGUUUUAUCCCGUUUUUAUUUUGAUAUGUUAAUCUUUGUUGCACUUAUGAAUCGUCACAAUCAUUUUUUAAACAAUCCACCUUAACACUUUCCCCCCGAAUCAAGAGGAGAAAAUGGAUGACAAUCCUGCUCUUUCCUUCUUCUCUGGACUAUUUUUAAGGGGGCACAAACACUAACAAUCAAUCGCAGCUGACUGAAAAAGUGGGUUUUCAUAAAACUCCUCUGCUUGCACAAUUACACCAGGAAUGGCUCAGACUUUGGGGUCUUUUAACACUACAAUCACCAGAAUCAAAUCUAUGGAGAGAUCUGUUACAGUGAACAACUCAAUCACUGUACCACUAUCAGCUGACCUCACUGUGGACUGUCUGUAUGCGCCUGAAAGACCAGAAACACUAGAAAGCCCAGAUUCUGCUUUUUGAACUCUGUUGGAAAUCAGAAAAUAGUCUCAAAGAAACCAAACCCCUCUGAAGCACGCUGGAUAUAAUUUCUGCUUGUUGUCUCAUCCCUCGAUGUUGGAAUGACUGAUUCAGUGUGUGUGUGUGUGCAUGUGUUGUGUUCCUUUACGUCAGCAAGCAUUAGAGUUGUCGGGGCCUAGCGCUGUACAGGCGUGCUGAAAUGUCAUUGUACUCAUUCUGUAUUUUCAGCGCUGCUUCAGGGCAUAUGAAGAGAUCUCAUUUAUGUUUUUGUAAUCUGUAAUUUUAUGAAAAAAAACAUAUGUAUGUGUAUUGCAUUGAUAUUUGCAUCAUUUUUAUGGAGUUCUGUUUUGCAUUCAAUGGACAUGGCCUUUAAUUCCAUUGCUAUGCAUCUGCUCGGUACAGUUUCUGUAAACAUUCUCAAGUCAAUAUGGAAGAAAAAAAACUCAAAUAAAUGUAUGAAAUAAC